This is a messenger RNA of Panicum virgatum (switchgrass), 654 nucleotides long. RefSeq lists its product as uncharacterized. NCBI's taxonomy places the organism in Eukaryota, Viridiplantae, Streptophyta, Magnoliopsida, Poales, Poaceae. The transcript has a single exon. The record is from RefSeq and is a predicted model, not a curated record. The coding region runs from base 1 to 654 and encodes 217 amino acids.
AUGGCUGAAUCGGUGGUGGAUGCCGCGCUUGCCGUGGUCAAAUCCACCGUGGCCGCGGGGGUGGCACUGCAGCUCGGAGUGAAGGCUAGUCACCUGGAGGACAUCAAGAGUGACCUGGAGCUGUUCAAGACUUACCUCACGACCACCGACGAGGAGCGCGGCCAGGACAAGAUGAAGAUGGAAAGGGUCUGGGCGCGCCAUGUCCGCGACGUCGCCUACGAUGUGGAGGACUACAUGGAGGACUGCCGCAUUCAUCUGGCCAAUUGGUCGUGGUGGUCCCCCUCCAACAUCCUCAAGUGGUGCCGCAUCGCCGGCGAGAUGGAGGAGCUGAGAAGCAAGGUGCGCAGCGCGUGGAAAAGUAGAAAACUCUGCAGCUCCAUGGCUGCUCCUCACAGUCAAGCUGAAUCUGCGCUCAGUCCGGGUACAGAGAGCUCCAUGGCGCCAGUGCAGGAGGCUGGCGCCUUCUUCAGAUGUCGAGUCCAUGAUCUGAACAAGCCAUCUGGAGUUGGCCUCACCAAGCUGCUGUCUGGCCAAGACAGCUCGCUUAUGGUAGCCUCCAUCUGUGUGAGAGCGACAGCAAUGAACACAUUAGUUGGGGAAGCCUAUGAUGGUCUUGUCGCGACCGGCCAGUUCCCACAUGCCAUGCCUGGGUGA